Molecule: messenger RNA, 2226 nt
Organism: Penicillium lagena
Lineage: Eukaryota; Fungi; Ascomycota; Eurotiomycetes; Eurotiales; Aspergillaceae
Exons: 4
Coding region: 1-2226 (741 amino acids)
Biological process (GO): regulation of DNA-templated transcription; DNA-templated transcription
Cellular component (GO): nucleus
Molecular function (GO): DNA binding; zinc ion binding; DNA-binding transcription factor activity, RNA polymerase II-specific
Source: RefSeq, a predicted model, not a curated record
AUGGCGUCCUCGGUUGAUGAGGUGCCUGCAGAAGCUCCUGUCAUGACUCUUGAUCGUGUCGACAAGACGAGGACAAGCGCUUCAGAGAGCUCGAGCAAGCCGCCAGCCAAGCGAAAUCGAAUCCAGCUCAGCUGCAUGCAGUGUCGCCAAGCCAAGCUGAAAUGCGAUCGAGAAAGGCCGUGUUCACAGUGUAUCAAGAAAGGACGGGCUUCUAUAUGCAUAUUUAAGCCCCCAGUUACUCGCAAGAGACCGACGGCAAGCAUGCAGAAUCGAUUGCAACAUCUGGAAAACCUUGUCAAAGGGGCGAUGGCAGGCCAGCCAUCGAAUGGGCAUGAAUAUCCUGCGAGUGAUUCGUAUACACUCUCGUCGGAUUCUGCUUCGCAGUCGCAAGGCCCUACCGACAUUAGUGGGACCUCCGUUGAAACACCCAUCUACAACAAUGACGGCGGGCCGAACACCUCUGGUCAAGUGAUUCUGAGACCGAAUGAGACUACCUAUGUUGGCGCAACUCACUGGGCUGCAAUGCUUGAUGAUAUUGAACAAGUGAAAAUGUACUUCGACGAAGCCGAAGGGGAAGCUUCACUACCUGACGAGAGCGUGCAACCUGGUCUGUCUCUGUUCUCCAACCCUGAAUCAUUCGCUACCAAGGAGGAUCUCUUGGCCGCGCUACCCGAGCGACCCAUAUACAGAAAGUUCUGGGCCGACCCCUACGGCUCUCCGAUCAGUUGGCUUGCGUUGAUAUACUCCAUUAUGGGCCUAGCAACUUUUGCAGCACUAGGAGCAGGCGAAGAAAACCCAGACCCUCGCGGAACUCCAACAGAGAUGAUACGAACAUAUCGUGGAUAUUGUGCACAAUGCCUUAUGCUCUCCAAUAACGCUCAACCAGGACCUUACACUCUCGCAGCCUUCCUGAUUUAUAUGGAGGGUGAAUUGGUUCUCAGCAAAGGCGAUCAACUAAACUGUUAUCUGAUAGUCGCUGUUGCAGUUCGUCUCGCUCUACGAAUGGGCCUCCAUCGAGAUUCGGACAAUGUCGGAGGCAACAUUACGCCUUAUCAGGGCGAGAUGCGGCGCCGCAUCUGGCAUUUGCUAGUACAGAUGGAUUUACUCGUCAGCUUCCAUAACGGCUUACCGUCAAUGGUUCAAGCUAUCAAAAGCGACACUCGGGUCCCACUGAACCUGCUAGACCAGGAUUUUGACGAAGAUACAGCUGAAUUGCCACCUUCCAGGCCGGAGAUCGAAAUCACAGGCAUGUCAUAUACACUUGCCAAAGGUCGAAUCGCCCGAGUAUUUGGCAAAGUUAUCGAGCAAGCAAAUCUCUUGACGCUCCCUCCCUACCAUGAAGUAAGGGCGCUAGAUCAGGAACUACGCCAAUCCUUUGCUGCUGUGCCACCUUUUCUUCGUGUCGUACCAAUGGAACUUUCGAUCACCGAUUCUCCUCAACUCAUUAUACAACGAUUCAGUCUGGCGGUGCUCUUUCACAAGUCUCAAUGCGUCUUGCACCGCAAGUAUCUCAUGAAUGAAAAAGAGAAUACAGAAUUUUCGUAUUCAAAGAAGGCCGGGAUAGACUCUUCAAUGGAGCUUCUAUCGAUCCAGUCCGAGGUUCACGAUGCUGUUCAACCUGGCGGCCCUUUGUGCAAAGACCUGUGGUUUAUCUCAUCAUUACCAAUGCACGAUCUCCUACUCGCCGCGACAAUAGUAUACUUGAGUCUCAUGCAUGAGAGCGAGGGGAGUGCCCUGAAGCCGGGAGAUCUGCAAGAUCCCAACACCAACCAGACAAAGAUGAUAAGAGCGCUGCAAAGAUCAUACAGGAUAUGGACAGAGACGAAAAGCAUGUCGGUUGAUAUUAGGAAAGCCUAUGAUGUGCUGGGCAGUAUGGUGAAACGAGUCAAUUCAAUCUUCCGACACCAUCGUGAAGAUACAGUUGUCUCUACUAGGUCGACUGAAGCUGCAGGAUAUAACAAUGGGGAAUCUAUGUUGAGGCUCUCGCUGAACGAACCAAUACCAUCGCCGGGAGUAUCAACUGGUGUCUUCGAUCUGUUGGGUGGAGGGCAUUACCAAGGGUCGAAUGACACCUUUGUGUCACCAGACCUCGCCAUGCAGUCUGAUCUUGAUGCCAUGCCCAUGCCUAUGGAUCCGUUAGAGGCUUUAUUUGAUACGCCAACGAAAUUUGAUUGGGUGUGUGAUAUUCGAAUCAAAAGCCUAUGGCCAAUCAAGCUAAUCAUUUGA